Messenger RNA from Cygnus atratus (black swan), 4844 nucleotides. RefSeq names its product PLAG1 like zinc finger 1 (gene PLAGL1). Lineage: Eukaryota; Metazoa; Chordata; Aves; Anseriformes; Anatidae. Gene Ontology annotation, molecular function: histone deacetylase binding; RNA polymerase II cis-regulatory region sequence-specific DNA binding; DNA-binding transcription factor activity. Gene Ontology annotation, biological process: regulation of transcription by RNA polymerase II; cell fate commitment. The transcript is spliced from 9 exons. Gene Ontology annotation, cellular component: nucleus; cytoplasm. The record is from RefSeq and is a predicted model, not a curated record. The coding region runs from base 319 to 2643 and encodes 774 amino acids.
GGGGGCCGGGACGAGCCCCGGAGCCUGCACCGGAGCCGCCGCUGCGCUCCCCGGCCCGGCGCUGGGGCAGCGGGCGGCGCCCGCCGAGCCGGGCCAUGAGAACCCUUUCCGUGGAGGAGAAGUUUCACAACUAGUACACGAUGUAUCCAGGGUGAAUGCAUCACUUGCUUCUUGUAGACCUGGCAGCCAAAAUGGUCCUUCCUCGUUCUGAUGGUGCCAAGCACUGAAAAGGGAUCGCUGUUCUCUCACAGCCCUCAGGGUGGGUGCUGACGACAUUAAGAAAAACAGUGCCAGGUUUCCUUUGCCUGAGCUGUAAACAUGUCCACAGACCUGCUAUGGUGUGAGGAUUGCGGUAAGAGCCUUCUAGGAGAAUGCAAACUCCAUGGACCACUCAUCAAGGCUAAAGACAGGGUUAUUCCUAGCCGAGCCCGUCUUACCCUACCUCAUUACCUUACUUUGCGAGUGUUGGAGCUGCGAGCUGGAAAUCAGCAGAUCCUUGGAGUAUUUGCAAAGAAAGUAAUACAGAAGAGAACACAGUUUGGUCCUUAUGUUGGUCAACUGUCUACAAAACUGACCCGCUAUGAUGAGAGUAGGCUAGUCCUUCAGGUGUUGAAAGAUGGAGGGAAGUACUUUCUGGACACUCCCAAUGAAGACUGUGGAAACUGGAUGAUGUUUGUCCGGCUAGCCCGGAACCAAGAAGAACAGACCCUUGUGGCUUAUCAGCACUGUGGAGAAGUCUACUUCACGACUGUUAAGCCAAUUGAACCCCACACAGAACUGAAAGUAUGGUAUGCUGCCGAUUAUGCCAAAUUUAUGGAAGCUUCUGCAGUCUUUAUUAAAGAAGAAUCUGAUGUCUGUCCAUUGCCUCCAGUAGCAAAAGAGCCCGUAGACCCUUGGAUAUGCUCCAGUUGUAGAAGCGCUUUUGCAACUUUUGCUCUGCUGGAAUCUCACCAGUGCAUCAAUAAAGACCGAGUCCUUACCACAAGGUUCAGACCACCAAAUAAAUUGGGACCCGUAAAAGCAAAAAGCAAACUUAAAGGGAAACUGAGAGGAUCGGCAUUAGGCAAAAGCAUCACUCAGUGCUAUGGGACCAUUUCAUGUUCCUCUGCUGCAAAGCUUAGUUGUGCCAGCUCAGGAAACACUUGUGAUGCUCUUGUGAGGUUUAUACCUAAAUGGAGAAAUGGCCGGUCUUCACUGUUGAAGGGAAAAGAAGUGAAGCAGCCAGAAAGUUACUCUUGCCGACUUUGUGGGAAGAUAUUUGAUUCCAUUGAAAAGCUCACAGUCCACACUUACGCGCACAAAGGGGAGCGCCCCUACAAGUGUUCACAGCACGGAUGCACAAAAGCCUUCAUUUCCAAAUAUAAACUGCUCAGGCACUCAGCCACUCAUUCUCCACAGAAAUCUCACCAGUGUGGCUACUGUGAAAAGACCUUUCAUAGGAAAGACCAUCUAAAGAAUCACCUUCAGACUCAUGACCCUAACAAGAUGGCCUUCAAAUGUGAAGAGUGUGGCAAGAAGUACAACACCAAGCUAGGUUAUAAGAGACACUUGGCUCUUCAUGCAGCCACCAGUGGGGACCUUACCUGUAGGGUGUGUGCCCAGGAGUUUGGCGGUACUGAAGUUUUGUUGGAACACCUCAAAAGUCAUGCAGGGAAACCAACUGGCAAUACCAAGGAAAAGAAACAUAAGUGUGACCACUGUGAGCGUCACUUCUAUACCCGUAAAGAUGUGCGACGUCACAUGGUGGUUCACACGGGUUGCAAAGACUUUCUAUGCCAGUUUUGUGCCCAAAGGUUUGGGCGGAAGGACCACUUGACUCGCCAUACUAGGAAGACUCAUCCACAAGAACUGCUGAAGAGCAGGUUGCAGAAUGGUGACUCAGUAGGUCUCCUUGACCAACUUUUUCCAUUCAGACUGAAGGAAGAUGCCAGCAUACCAUCCCCUUUUCCUGAAAGAGCCUCUGCGCAGAAUGGAGUUUUGAAUAGUCCAGAACCAGAGGAAUACAACUGUUCACAUCUUCAUCCCCAGCCAAGCUUACAAACUGCUCUUCCUCUUGAACCUUCUCCUCAUUUGCAAAGGAUGGGCUGUGCAGACAGCCUUGCAGCUGUCCAUCCCACACCAUGCUCAACAGCCAUUCCUGCCAACCUGAACCUUCAUCAGUCUAAUAAAUAUGACCUUAGUUCUACCUCAUUUGCAGCAGGAUCCCUCAAAAAUCUUCCAAUCAGAGUGGAUGUUAAAGGUUACAACGUCCAUCUUCUAGAGGACCUGCCAUUACCAGAACCUCAGUCUCUCCACAAAAUCAGUCUGGAAGAAGCUUCCUCAGGGCCUGUAGGUGAUAUUCACAAGUACGCAGUGCACAAGGAGACAGAGACAGCAGCUGAAACUACCAGCAUGCCUUUCAUGGAUCUCACUCAUGUGAUGAGUUUCUGGCAACUCCCACCAGGUGACAACCAGAACACUACUGGGGACAUCACAAUGGCAUUUGGUCCAGAGGAGCCAUCACAUAGGCUGAAUGGCCAACAGCAAGGUCUACAGCUAGCAACUGGUGGCAUGGCCAUAAACCAGCUGCAUCAUUUUCCUCGCUCCUUUCCAUCCACUACAAAUUCUGUAACAUUGCCUCAUUUUCAUCAUGCCUUCAAAUAACUAUGCCUUUAAAAAAAAAAAGACUGAUUUACUUAAAUCUUUUAGGAGAGGGUUUUUUUGUUUGUUUGUUUUCAUUUUGUUUUAAGAAAAACUGUCCCAAAUGUUUUUUAAAGCAUGUUAUGAACAUGGUAGUUCAAUUCAGAAUGUUAAUAAACAAGAAGCUCUAUUUUUCAUACUACUAUUAGUUUUUAGCAUAUGACAAUAGUAGGACUAACAUAUUUCCCUCAACAUCCUCUGUACUUUUGUUUCUUACCUUUCAAACAAACAGCUGAAUAAAUAUCUUCAAUAAUAGCAAAGCAUCAUAACAGGCACAAGGAAACUUUGGCUGCCGCAGUAGGAGAAAUAGGGUUAGGGUGAAUGGGAAGAAGGGGGAAAUCACAGAAAAAUAACUUUAAUGAGCCAAGAAUCACAAUAAGUGUAUACACAUGGAAACCUUAAUAUGAACAAGUUAUUGGUGUGAUCUAGAUUUCUGUUAAGCACUUAAUUACUGAAUUUUAGGAAUCUUUAAUUUAAAUCCAAAUAAUUCCAAGAAUAAAUCUUAUCUCCUUGUUUCACUCUUUUAAAAUGAAGAAAAUUACUGUUGUGAUUAUGUUUAACUAGAUUUUUUUUUUCCUGAAGCACACUUCAGCUGUGUGCAUCUCCUGCAUUAUUCCUAUGGCUGGAAAUAGCUACCACUGCUGCAUGACUGUGCCAGAGCAGCUGUCUUGUAUGGGUGUGGUUUUCGGAAUGGGAAGUGAAUUUUCUCAAAGGUUAGAGCAAACAUUAAUUUUCACUUAGAACAUGAUCAUCUAGCAAGAUACAGGAACCUGGGUCUCACGCUAGCAAAGCACUUAAGCAUUUGCUUAAAUUUAAGCACGUGUAAUCCCAUUGGGUCAACAGCUUGCCUGAUUUAACACUCAAUAAAGAAUAAUGCUUCCUACCUAAGGGGCCUUUAUUCACCUUUUGUUGAUUUUUUUAAAAAAUGGCUUUUGUUUAGCAUGGGAAAUUAUUCUUAAUCAUAGCUGUCUGAGACAUGGACUCCUUGACAGAAAGCCAGCCCUGGCAAGGCAGCCCGCCUCCAUCCAAGCUUAACCUCUGUUGAGUCAGGGGUAGGUCCCCAUGCAGGAGGCUUGUGGUAGUUACCUCAGGCUGUGCCCUGUUCUAAACCACAGGUUGUGGCCCUGCCUCAAAAGCAUCUUACGAAGUUAGUAGGUACGGUAGUGGUCAAAGCCAUCUUAAUCAUGUUUGUUUUGCUCAAUAGUAUUUGGGCAGUUAGAAUUGGGCUUUCAGCCUGUGUUUCUUCCAAAGCAGCUUCACAGGGACUUCUCUUUGUUUCAUGUGGUAAAUUGUCCUUGUAUGUUUCCAGUUUCCCGCUGGAAACUGGUGUGACAGUCCCAUCACCUGACCGAUAUGUUAGCAGAAACUGCAAAAAAAAAUCAAAAAAACCUACGUCUCCCAGUAGAUGACAUUAAAUAAUAAAUAGAUAAAUAAAAAGCCUUCCGAAUUUACUUUCUUGCCUGACCCAUACUUAAAAAAAUAAUAAUAAUCCCAUUCUACUGUAUGAUGCCAUUACUAGUGGAUUUUGUCACAGCUGAAACAGAUGCAGAAUUUCUGAAUCUGAAUACACAAUCUCUUCCAUUAAAUUAAAAGGUAAUUAAUUGUACCUAAUGAUCAUUACAGAUAAACCAUGAAACAAGUUUGUUCUUGUCUCCCCCAUUAAUCACAGAAAUAUUUCCAGAUAACUUCUAAUAAAAACUAUUUUUAAAAUGAUUGUUAUUUUGCUUUUAAAGAACUACAAUGACAGAUAUUAAUAUUUUUACAAGCUUAUGAUUAUUUGGAUUAUGGACAGGUGGUAUUAUUGCAGUUUGUGCAAGACUAUGUUCUUCAGAUCCAUUUUUAUUGCAAAUGUUUUUGGCAUAGAACAAAACAAAAGGAAUUUUAAAAUCAUUUGAAUUAUGAGAAUAGCAGUAGAAAAAGUGGGUAGCUGCACAUUCAUGUCCAGCUAGCAGUUAUUUAAAUUACAAGUGUCAGAAUAGUGAAAAAGUCUAAAACAAUGUUACAUGCACAAUUUACAACUCAUCUCAUAAUUUUAUCUAGAUGUGGAAAGGUGUGUUUAUAUUCAUUUGCUGCAUUGUUUUCCUUGUUCAUGCAAAUUGUACUCAGUUGCCUUUGUUCAAGCAUGUGUAUUUGUGGGAAAAAAAAAAACACAACACAUUCUUGUA